AACACACCUGAACCACGGAGAAACCUCUAACAGUGAGUUUCAGGGUUUUUGAACCGGACAUUUGUUCUUCGCUUUACGUGAUGGCAUGUUCAAACCCUCUUUCCAAAGUCUUCACCUUCCCUCUGGAUCUGUUUAGGAGGCUGUACACAAUGGCAUUUUCAAGCCCUCUGACCAAAGCCAACACCAGCUUCUGUCUGGCUCUGUUUAAGAAGCUGAGUGAAAAUGACAACACGGCAAAUAUCUUCUUCUCCCCUUUCAGCAUCUCUUCAGCUCUGGCCAUGGUGAUGCUGGGAGCUAGAGGCAACACGGCUGCACAGAUGUCAGAGUGUCUGGAAACCAAGGAGUGUCAGGAUGAAGUCCAUACCGGCUUCACCCAGCUGCUGAGGGAGCUGAACAAGGCAGGCGCUCUGUAUGCCCUCAGUGUGGCCAACAGGCUAUAUGGGGAGAAGAGCUGCCAGUUUGAGGAGGAGUUCUUAGAGAGCACAAAGAAGCACUAUGAAGCAGAGCUGGAGAUGGUAGACUUCAUCACUGGUUUUGAGGCUGCAAGACUCAACAUCAACAACUGGGUGGAGGGCAAGACACAAGGUAAAAUCAAAGACUUGCUGGCUCAGGGUGUGGUGGACAGCCUUACCAGGCUGGUGCUGGUCAAUGCCAUUUACUUUAAGGGAAAGUGGAGCGAACAGUUUGAGGAGUGGAUGACAUGGCCCACUCCGUUCAGGCUGACCAAGAAUGAAACUAAGACAGUGAAGAUGAUGAGGAUUAAAUCUAAGUUUCCUUUGGCCAACAUCCCUGAAGCCAACUUCCAGAUCCUGGAGAUGCCUUACAAAGGAAAGGAGCUCAGCAUGCUCAUCUUUCUGCCCAAUGAAAUAGAGGAUGAGACAACAGGUCUGGAGAAGCUGGAGACGCAGCUGACCUAUGAGAACUUUGAGAGGUGGACCAACAUGAUGCAAGAAGUGGAGGUGAUGGUUAAGCUACCUCGGUUCAAGAUGGAGGAGACGUACGACCUGAUGAGCGCCCUGAUGAGCAUGGGGAUGGUGGACGCCUUCGACACGGGGAUGUGUGACUUCUCUGGUAUGUCUCCUGCCGAGGAGCUGGUCCUGUCCAAGGUCGUCCACAAGGCGUUUGUGAAGGUGAACGAGACGGGGACAGAGGCAGCUGCAGCCACCUUUUUCUCUAGUUAUUUGAGUAUCAACCCUUCUAAGCCACUCUGCUUCAUUGCUGACCAUCCCUUCCUCUUCUUCAUAAGACAUAACCCAUCCAAGAGCAUCCUCUUUGCUGGGCGACACUGCUCCCCAUUGCCUUACCAUGAUAAUGAGUUUUAACUGUAGUGCUAGAUUUCUUAAUGUCUGCAUCAUUUGUGCCCUCCUGAACAUUAUUGCACUUUUAAAUUUUGCACCUAAUCUCCUCUAAAGAUUAACGUUGAGUCUGUAAUACAGUUUUAGCCCUUUAUGCUGCAACCUAAGUGCUGAGUGGUUUGCAAAUGUUGUGUUGUUCAGAAAAAUGAUAUUUUCUCAGGAUCAAUUCAGCAUAAUUGGAUAAAACAGAUCAGCUUUGUUUCAAUGUAUUGUUCAGUGUUUGUGCAUGCACACAUACAUACAGUCCCCUACAAAAGUAUUGGAACAGUGGGCCCAAUUCCUUUAAUUUUGCUGUAGACUGAAAACAUUUGGGUUUGACAUAAAAAAAACGAAUACGAUACAAGAGAUCAACAUCUCAGCUUUUAUUUCCAAGUGUUUACAUCAGGAUCUUAUACAUGACUUAGAAGAUAGCUUUAUUUGUAACAGAACACCAAAUUAUUAGGUGAGCAAAAGUAUUGGAACAGACUCAAAAUAGAUUAAA
Messenger RNA from Cheilinus undulatus (humphead wrasse), 1836 nucleotides. Its product is annotated as leukocyte elastase inhibitor-like. The transcript is spliced from 10 exons. The coding region runs from base 81 to 1322 and encodes 413 amino acids. The record is from RefSeq and is a predicted model, not a curated record. Gene Ontology annotation, biological process: negative regulation of endopeptidase activity. Gene Ontology annotation, molecular function: serine-type endopeptidase inhibitor activity. NCBI's taxonomy places the organism in Eukaryota, Metazoa, Chordata, Actinopteri, Labriformes, Labridae.